Drosophila erecta is the source of this 1073-nucleotide messenger RNA. It is a transcript of the gene Taf12, whose product is annotated as transcription initiation factor TFIID subunit 12. Gene Ontology annotation, molecular function: TBP-class protein binding; DNA binding; protein heterodimerization activity. The coding region runs from base 303 to 899 and encodes 198 amino acids. Gene Ontology annotation, cellular component: transcription factor TFIID complex; SLIK (SAGA-like) complex; SAGA complex. Gene Ontology annotation, biological process: DNA-templated transcription initiation; RNA polymerase II preinitiation complex assembly. The transcript has 3 exons. The record is from RefSeq and is a predicted model, not a curated record. NCBI's taxonomy places the organism in Eukaryota, Metazoa, Arthropoda, Insecta, Diptera, Drosophilidae.
UUUCAGAGUCGCCCGCAACUGGUCCUACUGUUGAUCUGGCUGUAGUUGCUCUGCUUAUUUUUAUUUUGUUUAGUAAUUUAGAAAACAUAAUAUAAGAUCACAGUGUUUAUACCGUAAUAAUUUUGAGAUAGCCGGACGACACACAACAAAAACAACAAGUACAAUAACGCUUUUGGCUUUGGUUCUGCACUUUUAACCCACAAAAACCCACCUUACUGUACUUUCCCCACCCACCACCUGUCCCACUUCCAACCAACCAACAACCCACCCACUUGAUUUGACUUUGAAGAAACCCAAAAGCAAUGUCGGAUCUCUUUACCACUUUCGAUAGCAACGGCGUCGCCGAGCACCACCUGCACCACAACCACAACUCCACAUCGUCCGCCAGCGGACAGCUCCAAGACCCACCCAUGGCCUCGCCCUCCCAGCACAGUCCGAUGACCAACAACAGCAACUCAUCCUCGCAGAACGGCGGUCCGGUUUCCGGUUUGGGUACGGUUACGGGCACGGGCACCCCAUCUGGUGGUAGCAAGUCAUCCAAUCACACAUCAUCCGCCGCCGGCUCCGAGAACACUCCCAUGCUAACCAAGCCGCGUCUCACAGAACUCGUCCGCGAGGUGGAUACCACCACGCAACUGGACGAGGAUGUUGAGGAGCUUCUGCUCCAGAUCAUCGACGACUUUGUCGAGGACACCGUCAAGUCCACGAGUGCCUUCGCCAAGCACCGAAAGUCCAACAAGAUUGAGGUACGCGACGUACAGCUGCACUUUGAGCGGAAGUACAACAUGUGGAUACCCGGCUUCGGUACGGACGAACUGCGUCCCUACAAGCGCGCUGCCGUCACGGAGGCGCACAAACAGCGCCUGGCCCUCAUCCGGAAAACGAUCAAAAAGUACUAGAGGAUUGGGUCGGAUCGGGUCGAGGCUCUGUUUUGGUUUGCCGGAUUUUGCGUAUGCCACCCGUGCAUACGCCACAAAUUAUUUUAAGCUCCAAUUUAGAUUAAAGAAUAAAGUACGCCGUUCUAUUGUAGAUUUAAUGUAAUAAAAGUAAACUAUUGAUUUCACAUUCAACAA